AUGUCCAACCCUGCACUGGAGAUUUCGGAGACCAUUCAGGCGGCGCAUAUCCGCUCGAAUCCUUCUCCGACUCACGAUAUCAACCCCUCUACCGCGGCCUCGGAGAAACACCCCGUUGUCGUUGGCCCGGCUUCCGACGCUGGCAGCCUCCCAUCGGACUUUGUUGACCCCAGCCGGGUCAUUCGUCCUGUCCGCCGCCGUCACACGCUUCCUCCCCUACCGGAUCUUCGUUUUGAGCAGAGCUACCUUGCCAGUAUCAAGGACGCCGAUACCUGGGGCCGCGUGGCGUGGAUCACUGUCCGAGACCAGGUUCUCCUCCCUCUCAUCCAAGGCACCGUCUGGACUCUCGCGCUCUCGGGGUGGCGCUUCUGGAACCGCACCGCCUCGCUCAGCGGCCAAACUGUCGGCAGCCGAAUCCGCAGGUGGUGGUAUGAUGUCAACAACUGGAAGCUGCCUCCUAUGAAAUGGUCCAAGGAUCCUAAGCUGGCUGAGCAAGCUGGAGAUGUAAGCAGAUCCCUUUCCCUGCCCCCAGGGUUGCAGUCCAUUUUGACAGGACAUAUAGAACUAACGGCGCCGGAGUUCUUGCAGUUUUACGAGGCUCAAUUUUCCAACACAGGGUCCAAUUGA
Messenger RNA from Penicillium waksmanii, 627 nucleotides. RefSeq names its product DUF1770 domain-containing protein. Gene Ontology annotation, molecular function: mitochondrion autophagosome adaptor activity. The coding region runs from base 1 to 627 and encodes 208 amino acids. Lineage: Eukaryota; Fungi; Ascomycota; Eurotiomycetes; Eurotiales; Aspergillaceae. Gene Ontology annotation, biological process: mitophagy. The transcript has 2 exons. The record is from RefSeq and is a predicted model, not a curated record.